AGUGAUGCCUUAGGAGCUUAUUGAGAGAACAUCUAAAAAAAAAAAAGCUCUUGUCCUUUUCCUCUUACAUCGUGUUUGACUUUCUUGGAGAGAGGUUCGGUUCGGUUCAGGUGCACUGCUUGUUAUCAUGACUUCAUUUUAUGGGAUAUUAUUUUUUUUAUUUGUGUCAGUGGGCUCCUUGGCGACACAGGGGUCCCACCGGAGUAAGCGUGGUUUGCUGGAGCUGGCUGGGGCCAUCAAAUGCAGCACUGGGAGAUCAGCUCUGUCCUACAUGAUGUACGGCUGCUACUGUGGUCUGGGUGGACAGGGCUGGCCUAGGGACGAAGCAGACUGGUGUUGCCACAAACAUGAUUGCUGCUAUGGAGAAGCUGAAGCAAACGGCUGUGGUACCAAAACGAGAGGCUAUCACUGGAGCUGUGAGGACAAGAAAGCAGAGUGUGAGGACCCCAAGGACAAAUGUGAAAAAAUUCUAUGCAAAUGCGACAGAGAACUUGCAAAAUGUUUAGGAAAAGCUCCGUUCAUCAAGAAAUACGCUAUGUGGCCGGACUUUAUGUGCGGACAAAAACAGCCUAUGUGUAAUAUUUACUGACGCAGUAAACCCAGCCUCCCAAAUACCAUCUGUGCCAUUAUACAAUAUACAGCAAUAAAUUCAUAUCUGCCUCAAUGAUAUGUUGUAUUAUCACUAUAUAAAACAAAUUCCUUAUAUUUCAAAAUAUACCUGACAUGGCACUUGUUGUAUUUUUUCUU
Periophthalmus magnuspinnatus is the source of this 747-nucleotide messenger RNA. It is a transcript of the gene pla2g10, whose product is annotated as phospholipase A2 group X. Gene Ontology annotation, biological process: phospholipid metabolic process; lipid catabolic process; arachidonate secretion. NCBI's taxonomy places the organism in Eukaryota, Metazoa, Chordata, Actinopteri, Gobiiformes, Gobiidae. The transcript has 4 exons. Bases 128 to 589 code for a protein of 153 amino acids. The record is from RefSeq and is a predicted model, not a curated record. Gene Ontology annotation, molecular function: phospholipid binding; calcium ion binding.